AUGAAGCUCUCCAACAUUCUCACAGCCCUCACCACCCUCCUCCCCCUCGCCACCGCCGACUUCCACGUCCUCACCGGCCCCUGCACCAUCUCCCCCGGCUGGGGCGGCGAAAUCGAGAGCGACGUCGUCGCCUGUCCCUCCAACUACUACAACUGCGACUGCAUGCUCUGGGGCGACCGCGCCGGCUACCUCAGGGCAGGCGACACGCCCGUCGACGGCAUCACGACCACGAAAUCGACGUACUUUCAGCUCUCGGGCAUGUGCGGCGUGGGGAACAUGGACUUUUACAAACAGGGCGAUGGGACUUGGUUGUUCUAUAUUGCUGGUGGUGAUGGGAGCGUGAAGGGAACUUGCUAUAAAGGCGAUAAUAGCAUCCACGAUUGCUUUGGCAGACGAGGGCCCGAUGUGGUCAUCUAUUCACAACUUUGGCUCGGCGCAUUCACAAUUGUCUCAAGAGGUAAAACAAGUCAUGCCUGA
Trichoderma virens Gv29-8 is the source of this 477-nucleotide messenger RNA. RefSeq lists its product as uncharacterized. The transcript has 3 exons. The coding region runs from base 1 to 477 and encodes 158 amino acids. The record is from RefSeq and is a predicted model, not a curated record. Lineage: Eukaryota; Fungi; Ascomycota; Sordariomycetes; Hypocreales; Hypocreaceae.